AUGGAGAUGCUAAUGGCAGCUGGCCUUGGGGCCAAAGAGCUCUUCUCCUACAACCGGGAGAAUUUCAAGUUUGAUCAAGACCAAAGAAUUGAACGAGAGACCCUUCGGCUGGAGAUGCAGGUCAAGCGCUUCGAGCUCUUCCGGGAGGACGUGCGCGACCUGGUAGAGCUGACGGUGGACCGCAUGGACGUGUAUCACUUGGUGGGUGCCUUGUUCUUAGAGUUUUGCAUCGUGCUCUUCUGUGAGGGUCGAGUGCAGGCUUCUGCUCCCCCAUUCUUGCUGUCAUUAUUCCUUCUGUCCAAUGCUUGUGCCUUUAUCUACCUACUACUGGCGGUGUGGCUGAGCAUGCACGCCUCCAUUGCAUCCCACAGCUUCGGGGUGCGCCUGCUGACGCGCUUCGUGCGCCUGCCCAUUCCCAGCAUGAAGCAGAUUGCAGGGCUCCGGAGCAAUUUGAAGGACUACGAGCAGCAAGGUGUUGCCAAUCUGCUUCGUCUGCCUUUUCAGGAUCGGCAGGAGUGGCAGCAGGUGCACGGCGAGCGCGAGAAAGUUCCCGAGACUCCAGAGGCAGAAGCCCAUCCGACGGAUGUGGACAAGGAUCUGAAAGAGGGGCCCAAGAUACCUUUGAGGCGCCACGAAGCCCCAACAACCUUCGGAAAGCCAGACGUCCAGCUUUCGGGAGCUUCGGCUUCAGUGGGUUCAGUGGCUUCAGUGGCCCCACCUUCCGGCCUCACCUCAGGGCAGAAUCUUCUGCCGGAGAUGGAGGAGACGGUUAUUGGAGGUGAGGAUCUGCUCGCUUGCUCAAAAGGAGCGCAGCCAGAACGCCAUGUGCAGCUCUUUCGACAGCUGCAGUCCAAGUGGCAGUGCUAUGACGCCUACUGCAGGGUUUGCAUGGGCUUGGGCGUCAACCAGAUUCUGCAGGGCCUCAGCUACUACUGCAUCUGUCACACAUUGGUGGAGAACCACUCUCCGACGACCGGCUACGCUUUGGUAACGCUGUUUCAGAGCACGACCAUCGCUUUGGCUGUUUUGGACUUGGCCGGUCUGAGGAGACGGGAGAUCCUGGCUGUGCAGGUGGUUGGCAUCAUGCCCUGCCUGCUGACUGCCUGGGGUGUUGCACAUGGCCACCGCAUUGAGGGUGGUGUGCUGGAUCCUGCGCAGACCUACAUGCUGUCGCCCCUGAGCUUUCUCUGCCAGGUGCUCUGGUUGGAGCUUUGGCUUCGUGUUGCGGCUCCGCACGGCGAUGACCAGGCAAAGCUGCCUCGGCGAUUUCGGCAGGUACUGUUUCUGGACGUCUUUGGGGACUCUUCGGGCUGGGACCCGCAUGCGGACGGCAACAAUUGCGAGGAUGACAUCAUCGAGGGCGAGAUGUUCAGGCAGUUGGGGGUCAAGGAGGAGAAGGAUGCAGAUGAAGAGGCCGAGGAGGCUUUGCUUGCUGCGGCCCAAAGGGCCGCCUCGCAGCUGACCAUGGCCCAGUGCGCCACCCGACGCUGGAACGCAGCACCCUCCUGGGCGCUGUCGAAGCAGCAGUCGAAGGAUCUUGAGGCAGUACAGGAUCAGCUCAAGAACUGGGGCAGCACGAUUUGCACGGAGCUGGAGCGGUGUUGUCGAUUGAAAGGGGUUACAGAGGCACUCCGCAACCUAGAACGGGAUUUCCGGCCAUGGUCCGAGCUCUCUUCCGAAGAGCGGUCUGCGGAUCCUUUUGCCGGCUGCCUGGUGGGCCCUUUUGAGCACGAUGAAGGGUACAGGACGUCCUGCUACCACUUCGAAAUCGAGUCACGGCGAACUCUUUUUGAAGAUGCGGCGCGAGAGUGUCCCGGCGCACUGGUCCUGUCCCUUGAAGCUGUCCGAGCCAUCAUGAAGGAUCUGGAGGAUGCUGCCCGCAGCCUUCUGGAACAGCGGAUCAUGUCAGACUUGAGAAUCACGAUGCAGCGCCGCCGCCUGCAGAGUGAGCUUAAGGCGAAGAAAAACAAGCAGAAUAAGCGCCACGCCUCCCGCAAUGCGCCUCCUCCGCAUACUGCCGCGGGCUCUGGGGUGACGAGAGGGCAGUUCCCAAAUCUGAUCACUCUCUUCAAGACCCGUCUGCACCAGCGGGGAGAGGAUCGGGAGGCCAAUGCUGAGCUGCUCCGAUCUCGCUCAGAUUCACACGACGAGACAAUGGAGGCGGGCGCCCAAGCCGCUCAGGCAUCUCAAGCAGUUCCAGCAGCUCAAGCAAGUGCGGCCGACCGUGACCCAGGCAGAGACCCCACACUGGUGGCCAUGGCAGGCGCGAACGCCCAGCACUUCGUGCCAGAAAAACUUCCGUGGCAAGUGCUCCGCAACAUCACACGCGUGUUGCAAGUAUGCUGGCUGUGGUCUGGUCUCAUGGCUUUCCUGAAGGAAGUUCACAUCUACCAAGUAGAUUUUCAGCAGCACCCGGCCCACGAGCGGAGGCUCUGCGAGGCCAAGAUGACUUGGAGCUUCGAGCAUCUGGAGGUCGAAUGGCCGCAUGGAAUCUUUUUCCGACCUCAGGGCCUGCUGUGCCCUUCCUCCGGGCUGUUUCACGUGGCGAGUCCCUUUGCAGUCUACGCGGGCGUGGCCCAAGACGAAAGCACCACGCUGCGAUUGGACGAGGUCUGGCGUGGCCGGUUGCCUUCAAUCGGUGCAGCCUGCGCCGGUGGCUUCGCCCACUGCCUCCUUCUGUCGCCCGCAGCAGACCGCAUCGAGGUCUGGCAUCCAGGGCAUGCUCGCGCGGCCCUUGCGCUCGCCGGUCAACCGCCGUGGUUGCAGGUGACCGGCAGCAUCACAAGGUGCGAACAGCUGGCCACCUUGCUGCCACAGGGGUCCUUGACGGACUGGUGCUUGCUUCUUGCAGGUUGGGAUGGCCGCCUGAUUCCGGUGGCUGCAGUUCCGCUACCUGACGAGCUUGGGCUUGGUGUGCCUGAGCCCACAAAGCUGCAACCUGGCCUGGAUGCUCCGCUGCAAGAUCCGUCUAAGGCGGUUGCAGCGUUGCACAUGGAGCAGCGUGGGGUUCUUUGGGCGCUUCUUUCCACAGGCGAUGUGGAGUCCUGGGACCUUCUGACUUCCCACAGCUUCGGUCGCUGGAGGGCGAGCUUUGCAGAUUCCGCGAGUUUCCAGCCGAUUGCCAUGUGCAAGGACCCCAGCUUGGGAUAUUUGGUUCUUGGGCGCAAUGUCACUGGAGGCGGUGCCGUCCUUGUAAGGGCACGGCCAGAGGAGCAGAGAGCCUCGCUUGCCACGCCUGUUUAA
Messenger RNA from Symbiodinium natans, 3243 nucleotides. The record is from the annotation of a GenBank genome assembly. Lineage: Eukaryota; Dinophyceae; Suessiales; Symbiodiniaceae.